Peromyscus californicus insignis is the source of this 3098-nucleotide messenger RNA. It is a transcript of the gene Gin1, whose product is annotated as gypsy retrotransposon integrase 1. Gene Ontology annotation, biological process: DNA integration. The transcript has 7 exons. The record is from RefSeq and is a predicted model, not a curated record. Gene Ontology annotation, molecular function: nucleic acid binding. NCBI's taxonomy places the organism in Eukaryota, Metazoa, Chordata, Mammalia, Rodentia, Cricetidae. The coding region runs from base 381 to 1937 and encodes 518 amino acids.
GGUGGACUGCUCUUGAGAAAGGGUUUGAGGAGGUGGAGGUUUCGCGCAGGCGCCGUUGGGGCGGGAGGGCCUUGAGCUUUUGCAGCCGAUCGGAAGCUGGCUGCAAAGAGGCGAGGACUGCUGGGCUCAGGGAGUUGGCGACUGAGUGUGUGAUUGAGUUGUCAACGGUCAUUUUCUUGCUUAUGCAAGGAUUAGCUGGACCUUGCCCUCCGGAGUCGGUUAACAAGCUGCGAAAAUGCUUGCGGAGCGCUCCCUCGCCGGCGGCUAGGAAUGCUUGACUGCAUUCAAAACAGCACUCUUGGUCGCUUGGCUGUCGCCGGAGAAGUCUCCCCCUGGAUCGUAGUCACCAUUCAGUGUGAAAACCUACACCGAAGUUCACAAUGGUCCGUAGUGGGAAAAAUGGUGACCUCCAUCUUAAGCAGAUUGCAUAUUACAAACGAACAGGUGAAUAUCAUCCAACUACACUGUCGAGUGAGAGGAGCGGCAUAAGACGAGCAGCAAAGAAAUUUGUCUUCAAAGAAAAAAAGCUGUUUUAUGUUGGAAAAGACAGAAAACAAAAUCGUUUGGUAGUUGUUUCAGAAGAGGAAAAAAAGAAAGUCCUAAGAGAGUGCCAUGAAAAUGGCACUGGUGUUCAUCAUGGCAUAUCCAGAACUCUCACUCUGGUGGAGUCCAGUUACUACUGGACUUCUGUGACCAAUGAUGUCAAACAGUGGGUAUAUGCUUGUCAGCAUUGCCAAGUAGCAAAAAAUACAGUUGUGGUGGCACCUCAGCAGCACCUUCUCACGGUGGGAAACCCGUGGAGUGUAGUUACUGUGGAUCUGAUGGGACCUUUCCAUACCAGCGACAGGAGUCAUGUGUAUGCUAUAAUCGUGACUGAUUUGUUCACAAAAUGGGUUAUGAUUUUGCCUUUAUGUGAUGUCUCGGCAUCAGAAAUUUCUAAAGCUAUUAUCAAUAUAUUUUUCUUAUAUGGACCUCCUCAGAAAAUAAUAAUGGACCAAAGAGAUGAAUUCAUUGAACAGAUCAAUACAGAACUGUAUAGAUUGUUUGGUACAAAGCAGAUUGUCAUUUCUCAUGCUUCUGGAAGUGUUAAUCCAUCGGAAAGUACACCUAGCACAAUCAAAGGCUUUCUCUCCAAACACUGUGCCGACCACCCAAACACCUGGGACGAGCAUUUGCCUGCGCUUUCCUUUGCCUUCAAUGUGACGCACUCAGAGCCUACUAAAAACACGCCGUAUUUCCAAAUGUUCAACCGGAAUCCCUGUCUGCUGGAGUGGCCUCCCGAAGUGGGUGGGGAAAAUACAAGCGUGUUUGCCAGAAUUGUAGCUGCAGUUAGAGAGGCUGAUGUGGUAUUGGAGGACAAGACACCGUCAGCUGGCCAGAUGGAGAACAGCAAUUUGGAUGAACUAAACAAAACCAAGACUGUUAAAAAGAAGCCAAAGCAGUUAAAUCCGUUUCAUUUAAAAGUGGGUCACGAGGUUCUACGUCAGAGGAAGAACUGGUGGAAAGACGGCCGUUUCCAGUCGGAAUGGGUUGGCCCUUGUGUCAUAGACUACAUCACCGAGAGUGGAUGUGCUGUCCUGAGGGACAACACGGGCACCAGACUGAAGAGGCCCAUCAAAAUGUCCCACCUGCGGCCUUACGUGAGGGAGCCCGCUGAGCAAGACAGUCUUUAUCUCUUGCAAGGUUCGAUAGUAGCAGAUCACGACUACAUUGGAUUACCUGAAAUCUCAGUUGGAGCAUACCAGGCAAAUAUUCUGGUAGAAGAUGCAACUAUUGGUGUAGCCGAUAAUGAAUUAUUGGCAUCAAGCAAGGAUCAUGAACUCUUGGAAUAUAGAAAUUCCAAAAUCUCUGCAUUGGUAGAAGAUCCCAAUUCUCUUGAGAAACAGACUUUCAGUCUAUUGGAUUCUUCAAAUCAAGUUCUUGAGUACUUAAGUUAGUAAAUACCAAAAUUAAUUUAAAAUGCUUGCUUAGAAUGUAUAUAUUCCUAGAUUAUAAGCACUUUAUUAAAAUAGGUUGUAUAGAAGAAUUAUCUUAGUACAAUAUUAACUAAAUUCUAAAGGCUUAUUUUAAACCUAUGUAAAGUUGUGACACAUUUGAAUACAUAUAAAUAUAUGUAACAGAAGUAUCUCAUGCAUAGAAUUCAGAAAUGUCUCAGAGAACAGAUAAAAUCCAUUCGCUUCUUUGGAAAUAAAUUCUAGUAGAACAUUCUCAAAGCUUUUUCUAGUAUUGGUACUACAUUUUCUGUUCUAAUAUUUUUCAGGAAUAUCUUCCCCUUUGAAAUAAAUUUAAACUACUUAUGGUUUAGUUAAUAAAUAUUGAGUGAAUAAUAACAUGAAUGAAAUGAAACAUUUUUUUCUGUGAUAUUGGAACUUUUUAAAUUUGCAUUUAUGUAUAUACGUGUGAGAGUGUGUGUGUGUGUGUGUGUGUGUGUGUGUGUGUGUGUGUGUGUGUACGUGUGUUUCUGUCUAUGGCUUUGUACAUGCGAGUGCAGUGCCUGUAAAGGCUAGAAAAAGGUGGCGGAUACUCUGAAGCUGAAGAUUCAGAUGGUUGUGAGGCAACCAGUGUGAGAACUGGGGACCAAACGUGGACCUGUUGCAUCAGCAGAAUAUACUGUAGCUAAAAGGCAAGUGACUCUCAGGGAAAGAACUAAGUCUCUGGCCUCAUAAUACAGACCAAAGAAAUUGCAGAUAGAAUUCUAGAAAGAAACUGCUUAAAAAAAAAAAAGGUGUGGUUGUAUUAAUUAGCCUUAUCCUGCUCUCCUGAGUUCAUGAAGGGAUCCUGCUGCAGUGCCUACAUGGUAGAUAAAGUGAUCAUGUCCUUUAUCUUCUCAAUGAAGUCACUUUCUUCUGUUUCUUUUAGAGAUCAUCUGACUUGAAAUUGGCCUAUUUUACUUGUUCUAUUUAAGGAGGCCAGUUCGCAUUCAGAUUCAUUUCUGAGUUGCAGAUUCUGAACAGUUAAAAAUAAAGUCUUCCUUUCCUAAGUAAUUUCUCAUCAGAUUUUUGUUAUGUGUGUAUGAGUCAUAUCAGGCUACAUUGUUCUUUGUGCAAAUUAUCCCCAAAUCUUAGUGGCUUAAAACAAUAAAGCUUCUUCCUUGGCCA